AUGGACGAAGUUAAUAAUCGACAAACCCCAAAAUUACGAUUUAGAUAAUAACAACUAUAAUAAAAAGCCAUAGAAGUAAAUAAUUUUGAAAUAUAUAGAGUGAUCCAAAACAAACACAAAUUACUAGAUUGCCAUCAGGUUCAAAAAAUGCAAUUGCAUUACCUCGUUUGGAUAGUAGAGCUGCAACUCAAUCUUUAGUUAUGAAAGAUGUGGAUAGAGAGAUGAAUUAAUUGGAACUUAGUAGCAAAGUUAGAGAUUUAGAGAUUUUGAUGAUAGAUUUCAAAGCUAAUAUUGAAAGAAGGAUAUAAAAGACUAUUGAAGAUAAUCCUUAAAAGUUUAUACAAUCAAUUAAGUAACUAGAAUCAUAGGAAAUGCAUUUAUGGAAGCAAGUAAAUGAUAAACAGGUCAUACUUCAAGAUGCUAUAAGUCAGUUACGAAAUUAAGGAGAAAAGAAUAGAGAUAAUCUUUCUUAAAUGAUACUUGAAUUAUAAAAGAAGUGUAAUGAUCAAGAACUUAAAUUGAGUGCAUUAAUAAAUUAAUAGGAAGGUAUUGAAUUGAAAUUAAAUGUUUCAAAACCACAUGCAGUCUAACCUAUUUAGGAUAAUCUUGAAGUUAAAUUAUUAAGAGAAGCAUUUAAUAAUGAGAAAACACAUAGAGAUGUAAUUGUUGAAGAUUUGUAAAAGUAAUGGCAGGAUUUUCAUUACAGAUUAGUUAAAUAGGAAUCUGAUUUUUAUAAUAAAUUGAAAUAAUAAAGAGAAGAGUUUUUAGAAUAAAAUGAGAAAACUAAAAUAAGUAUUAAAGCAUUAGAUAAUAUGAAAUUGGCUAAAAUAAAUUAAGAUUAAGAUUACAUAAAGAAUUUGAUUGGAAGUGUAGAAGCUAGAAUUGCUGAUGAAGUUGAAAGACGUUUAAAAAGUGAAUUUGAUUAAAGAAAUUAAUUAGAGAAUAAAAUAUAAGCAUUUAAAGAGGAAAUAAGAAAUGAUGAAAAAUAGAUUUUAUUAGGAGAAUAAAAAUUUAUGAAAUAGAUGCAUGAUAGUGUUUCAUCAUUAAAUUAGAUUAUUAAAAAUACAAAGGAGUAAUUAGAAGCUAAUUUGGCUGCAUCUUAAACUAUUGUUACUGAAAAUAUUAAAUCUAUAUCUAAAACAGUUGAUAUGAUUAGAGAAUCAUCUUUAGCAAAGGUAGCUUUGAUUGAAUAAGGUUAAAAAGAAUUAAAUUUCAGAGUUGGAGAAACAAGAUAAAUGAUGCAUGAACAUGCUAAUUUAAUAAAUAAUAGUCUUUAAAAGGAAUUUUAGAGAUAAUAGGAAUAAUUAUAAGGUUAUGAAUCAUAGAUGUAAAAGUCUGUAGAAAUGUAAAAUAAAUUAUUGAAUGAUGAAAGAUCAUUAAAUGAAGAUUGGAAAAAAUAAUUUGCUUAGAAAAAUUUAGUUAUAUUUACUGAAGUUAGUACAAAUCUAAAAAAUAUAAAAGGAGAAUAGAUUAAAGAUAAAAAUGAACUUUAAGAAAAUUUAAAAAAGAUUUCUCAUGAAGUUGAAAAUAAUGAUAAAAAAUAUUUAUAAUUAAUGAAAAAUUUAGAUCAAAAAGUAACUUAAGGUUUAUAUUCUUAAGAAUUUAAAUUAGAUUAAUUAAGAAUAGAACUUUCUGAAAUCAUUAAAAAUAUACAAUUAUAAUACAAUAUCUAAUUGCAUGAAUAAAUACAAUUUGCUAUUGAAACUGCUAAAAAAGAUGCCACUUAAUAAAUUUUAGAGUCUUCAUAAUAAAUUAAUGAUAGAAUAACAAGAGAAAUAGAAAUGGCUGAUUAAUAAACAAAUGCCAAAUUAGAUAGUUUAUCAAUUUAAAUUAAAGAUCUUAUUAGAAAUAGAGAAGAAUAUAUUUUAUAAAGAUUAUAAUCUAUGAUUGAUGAAGAAAAGGAACUUAGACAAAGAUUAUAAGAAUUGAUUGAAAAAUAUGGAGAUAUGGUUAGAAAAUUAAAAGAAGAUUUAGAUUAUGAAAUUUAAUAAUUAAAAAAGGAUUAAGAUGAAAAAUUAAAUGAUGCUAUAUAAAAGAUUGAAAGAGAUUAUUAAGAAAAACUUAAGGAUAUUGAAAGAUAAUUAAAAUAAUAAAUUUUGAAUUCAGAAAGUAAAAUGCAAUAAAAUUUGGAUGUGUUAAGUCUAGAAAUAUCUAAAACAAUGGAAUAGAUGAAAGCUUUUAUUAAAAAGAUAGAAAAUACUCUUAAAUCAUAUGUAUAAUAAGAAUUAGAUUAAACUAAACAUGAUUUAAAAAUGAUGAUAAAAGAUAUUGAAGAUGAUGUAUUUAAAUUAAGAAUUUGGACUAUUUAAUAAAUGGAAAAAAUGGAUUCAGCAAUGAAAGAAAUUCAUAUUUAAAUAUAAAGUGAAAUGUAUUUGGAAAGAAUGUACACUAUGACUACACUUGAAAACUUUUAAGAACAUAUAAUCAAUAUAUUAAUUAAAGAAAAAUAAGAUAGAUUAUAAUGGCAAUUCUCAAUGGAAAAUUAACUUAAUUAAUUAGAUAUGUCAUUAAAUAAUAAAAUUGAUUCUGUUUAAAAUAAUUUAUAAUAAUAAUUGGAUGAUGUCAAUUCUGAAUUUAAAUAAGCAAUAUAAAAAUUAAAUGAAUAAAUAAAUCAAUAAUUUACAAAAUUAGAAGAAGAUUUCAAUUAGAAAUUAAAAGAUAUGCAUGAAUAAGUAUAAUAAGCAGCUAAAGAUUUAGAGGAUAAAAUUAAUGACUAAAUUAAUAAGAUGAAUGAAGAAUUUAAUUAAUAAUUGAUUUAAUUUAAGAAUGAUGUGGAAACUUAAUUUUAAGAAUUAACUGAAAAAAUUAAAUAAGAUCUAUAAGAUCUAUUUGAUGAAAUUAGUUAGAAGCUUGUUUAAUUGAGAGCUGAUACAUAAAAUGGAUUGACUUAAGUUGUAUAAUUAUAGAUAACAUCAGGAAAUCAAUUAAAAUCUUAAAUCGAUUAGAGUUUUGCAUACUUUUAAUCGAAGUUUUAUUUGAUUGAACAAAUUCGUUAAGCUAAUGAAGAAUUAGAUAAAGAGAGACAUACUGGAAUUAUAGGAAAAUUAUAAUUAUUAGUUAAAGAAAUGGAAAGAUUGGAAUAGAAGAAAAAUUAAAUAAAAAAAGAUUUAAAUGAUUUUGUUAAAGGAGUUUAAAAUAAUUUUAAUAAUAUUACUGAUGCAAUUAAAGCACAUGGACAAUUCUUAAAUGAAUUAGAUUCAAAAUUAACAAUUGAAUUAAUGUUGUAAUAGACAAUUAAUGAAGCAUAAGAAUAUUAAUUAUAGGCUUAAUUAAUAGAAAUGAAUAAAAAUUCUGAAGGUAGAAUUUAAGAAUUAGAAGAAAAAUUGAAUAAUUUUGAUACAACAAUUCAUAAUUAACUUGAAUAAAUUUAGGUUGAUUAAGAAGAAACAAAUAAUAGAUUAGAAAUAGAAUAAAAAAAUCAUUAAGAAUAAAUAAAAAUGUAAGAAGAACAAUUAAAAAUUUAAGAAGAUUAAUUAAAAACUUAGGAUGAAUAAUUAAAACUUAGCUUUAUUUAAUUAUAAUAGAUUGUAGGAAAUAUAUAAUUAAUGAAAACUAUGAAUGGUGCUAUGGAAAUAAAUCUAUCUGAUUAUGUGAAAACAUAAUUUUAAUAAACUUUAGAAUUAAUUUUAAAAAAUAAUUAAACUAAUUUAAAUAAUAUGGUUAAAUAAGAAAAUAAUCUAAAAUUAUUAAUUGAAAGUAAAAAUGAAUAAAAUAAUUAAAAAAUUAAAUUAAUAGCAGAAGAUUUAGAUAAAAUAAUAUAGGAUACUUCAUAAAUGUAAGUAGAUAUAAAUACUGAAUUUUAAAAAGUAAAUGAUAAAAUGUCAUAAUUAUAAGCUGAAUAAGGUUAAGGUAAAAAUUAAUCAAAAGAUUUGGAUUAGAAUAUGGCAGCAUAUGGAAUUGCCUUAGAAACAGUUAAAAAGGAUUUAGAAGGUGAAAUAAAAAGAUUAUAGACAUAAAUUGAUAAUUUAGGAUAAAAUGUUGCUUUUUAAAAAUCAGGAAAUUAAGAUAAAACUUAACCAUAAUCAGAUAAUAAAAUGAAGGAAAUAGAAAUAAGAUUAAAUGAUAUUGAAUAAGAAUUAGAAAAGGAAUUUUAAAAAUAUGGAACAGAUAUAGAAUCACUUAAAAUCUAGAUGAAAAAUUUAUCAUCAAAUAAAUAGAUUUAAUCUCCAAUAUCAUAAACUCCUAAUAAUAAAAGUUAAAAUAAUUAAUAAUAAAUGGAUAUGUUUGCUAAAGAAAUUGAUAGAAUAGAUUAAGAUAUAAAUAAGCUUAAGAAUUAAAUUUCUAAAUUAGGUUCUGGAGUAUCUGGUGGUGCUGCAGUUGGUAAUUAAGAUGCAACAAAAGAAAUUUAAGAAUUAAAAAAUUAUGUAGAAGACUUUGAAAAACAAGUUACUAGUGAAAUUUAAAAUUUUAGAACUGAAGUAGAAAGCAUGAAGAAAAAUUAAAAUAAAGGUAAUAGUGCUGCUGCUGGAGUUACAGCUGAAGAAUUUCAAAAAUUCUAAAAUUAAUUGGACGAAGAAUUUACUAAACUUGAUGGAUAGAUUUAGUAAAUUAAUGGUGAUAUUGGUAUCAUCAAGAAAUAAUAAUCAGUAAUUUUACAUUGAAUUAUUAUAUAGGCAGGUGUUGGUGGUGCAAAAGCUGGAGAUAAUAAAUAAUAUGAAACAAGAUUUAAUCAAAUUGAAAAAUAACUUGAUGAUUUUGCAGUUGAUAUAAAAGAUAUGCAGGAUGUUAUAGAAGAACAUGAGAAUAAACUAAAUGAAAUUGCAAAAUGA
Paramecium pentaurelia is the source of this 4769-nucleotide messenger RNA. The record is from the annotation of a GenBank genome assembly. Lineage: Eukaryota; Ciliophora; Oligohymenophorea; Peniculida; Parameciidae.